UAGGAAUGAACUAACUCUGUGAGAUCUGAAAACAUGUCUGGAAAACUAGUUUGCAUUGCUGAUUUUGAAGAGUAUGCUAAAAAAUUCCUCCCCAAAUCAGUGUAUGAUUAUUACCGAUCCGGAGCAGAUGACCAGGAAACGCUAGCAGAUAAUGUAGCAGCAUUUUCAAGAUGGAAGCUGUACCCCCGGGUGCUCAGGGAUGUGUCAGUAAUGGACCUGUCAACCUCAGUCUUGGGGCAGAAAAUCAGCAUGCCGCUCUGCGUUGGAGCGACCGCUAUGCAGCGCAUGGCUCACGCUGAUGGAGAGACUGCUACUGCUAAAGCCUGCCAUGCAAUGGGGACAGGGAUGAUGCUGAGCUCCUGGGCCACCUCUACCAUCGAAGAAGUGGCUGAAGCAGCUCCAACUGGCCUUCACUGGCUGCAGCUUUACAUCUACAAGGACCGGGAGGUUACCAAAUCCCUUGUGAAGCGUGCGGAGAGAGCAGGCUACAAAGGGAUCUUCGUGACAGUGGACACGCCGUUCCUCGGCAGGCGCAUCGACGAUGUGCGUAACAAGUUCCAGCUUCCUCCUCACCUCAGAUUAAAAAACUUUUCAAGCAGUGACCUGGCAUUCUCCUCAGGGAAAGACUUCGGCGAAAAUAGUGGACUGGCUGUGUAUGUAGCAGAGGCGAUUGAUGCAAGCAUCAAUUGGGAGGACAUCAAAUGGCUUCGAGGGCUGACCUCACUGCCCAUUGUCGCGAAAGGAAUCCUCAGGGCUGAUGAUGCUAAGCAAGCUGUAAAGAUUGGGGUAAAUGGUAUCCUGGUGUCAAAUCAUGGAGCACGACAGCUUGAUGGGGUCCCUGCAACUAUUGAUGUCUUGCCUGAAAUCGUUGAGGCUGUGGAGGGGAAGGUGGAGGUGUUCCUAGAUGGUGGUGUAAGAAAAGGCACAGAUGUUCUCAAAGCAUUAGCUCUCGGUGCCAAAGCUGUAUUCAUUGGAAGACCUCUCAUCUGGGGCUUAGUUUAUCAAGGUGAAGAAGGAGCAAAAGAAGUUCUCCAGAUGCUGAAGGAAGAGUUUCGCCUGGCAAUGGCCCUGACAGGAUGCCAGAGAGUAGAAGAAAUUGGCAGGACGCUGAUACGAAGACAUCAAGUAGCAUUUUCCAAGAUUUAAGUCUGAAGACUAUUGCCUUGUGUGUUGCCUGUUGUACAGAAAGUGUGCUGCCAGACAAAAAGCAACUACAUUUACUCUUUGGGUCUCAUCCUGCAAUCCUGACUGAAAAGGGGUGGUCUGUAGGAGAUCACAAUUUGAAGAAAUUACUUGAAGCGAACUUUACAGGUGUUUCUGUAUUAUCCUAGACUCUUAAGGAAAGCUGCUAUACUGGGAGUUGUGAUUAGAGAUGGGCCGUUAUACAAGGCCAAUACAGAAACUUCAAGGUGUUUUGCAACAAAUGCUAAUAUUAAUUUACAUGCCUGCAAGUAACCUAGCUGGUAAAAUAAAACUAUAAACAGAAAUGUUUUGAUAGCAAACAACUAUCAAAAUGCAGAAAUUUAAAAGAUACUUCUUGCUCGCUGUUUAGAGAAACUACAUUGUAGAUCACAGAGAUUAAAUCUUGCUUUCUUAUGAACAUAGUGUCAUUUCCCUAGUGACUAAGUGCUAUUCCUUUCUAAGUGUGUGGGUUUGCAGCAUGUAGGCUGCAGGGACUCAAAGGUCUCUUAGUUGUAAAGAACUAAACAGCAAAGCAAAAUUAGAGAGGUUCUGCUGCUUAAGUGACACAAAUGCCUUUGUAAUCAGACAACCGCUAUAUCUGUGCAUCAGGCAUAGGUCAGAUCCGUGUAGCCUUAUUGCCUUCACCAAACUGUGCUGACUGCACCCACCUGGAUUAAUUUGCUGACAGUGGCAAGUGAAGGCUGAUGCUACCUGGGAGAGUUUGUAGGAUUUGCAACCAUAUGCAAAAGAGAAACUUGAGUAAUUGAGGUAUUAACCCAUGAGUUGGGAAGAUCCUAGUGGCUCUAUUCAGUUUCCAUGACACCCUUCAGACAGAUAAAUGUUAGUGUUACUCACUUUGCUUGUGAUGAGGAUAGACACACAUACAGGAUCUGCUUCUCUAUUCUCCAAACGAUCCAAAUACCCACUGAAUUCAGGAGAAAUUUUGCAACUGUACAGAACAAAGGAAUAGCUUUGUACUGCGAAGUGACCUUACCCAAAGUGAGCAGGCAGAGGAGGUAAGACUCUACUAAUCUCAUCUUGGGUAAAACUAAGGGUGGCUCUUUACCCACAACAGGAGUGUGGCAGGUUAGCAAUGUUACUGGGAGCAGGGAGAGGCCACUGCAGAAAGGUUUUGAAAAUCUUGUUCUGGAAAUUUAGUGUUCAUUUUUAAGGAGGAUUAAAAAAAAAAAAAAAGUCUUGAUUUCACUGUUCUGCUGUCACUGACAUCACUGGCUCCACCAUUUGUUUCCCAUCAGUGUCAGGAGGACUCAUGCAUUCUGACUCUCCCUUUUUGCUCUGUUUGAAAUAUCCCUUACUGAGCUUUAGAGGCAGCUUUGUAAUAAAAUGAUGGAACAUUACAAUGUGAACUAAAGCUGGGGCUGGAACUCAAAAUGGGGAGAAAACCCAAAAGGCCACAUGCUUGCCCUUCGGUUGUAAAAUCUGUACUCUUAUUUACUGUAGAAUGUAGUGUGUUGUGUGAGGGUUGCAUAGCAACAAAAUAAAGUUUAUCUGUGUAAGGAAA
Grus americana (Whooping crane) is the source of this 2704-nucleotide messenger RNA. It is a transcript of the gene HAO1, whose product is annotated as hydroxyacid oxidase 1. The record is from RefSeq and is a predicted model, not a curated record. Gene Ontology annotation, molecular function: FMN binding; oxidoreductase activity. Lineage: Eukaryota; Metazoa; Chordata; Aves; Gruiformes; Gruidae. Bases 34 to 1146 code for a protein of 370 amino acids. The transcript is spliced from 8 exons.